AUGAUCUCGGAAAACCAACAUGGGACCACCGAAUCGUCCCCGUUGUUGCGCGAUGUCGACCCUGAAGCAGCCAACAGGACAAAAAAGGCAGGAUGGCAACAAGAAUUGAAGAUUAUCUCGCGAUACACAGCUCCGUUGAUGGUCGCACUCCUGCUUCAACAUGCAUUGACCGGGUCCAGCAUUUUCAUGGUGGGCCAUCUGGGGAAACGGGAAAUCGGGGCCGUGAGCUUGGCUAACAUGACCGCCCAAAUCACUGGAUACUUCGUGUUCCAAGGCCUUGCAACAUGCCUCGAUACUUUAUGCCCGCAGGCAUAUGGUUCGGGAAAUCUGAAAAUGGUCGGCCUACAUGUUCAACGCUUAACACUCUUCAUGCUCGUUCUCAUCGUCCCAAUCGGGGUCAUAUGGUACAAUGCCGAUCGCCUGUUCAUGCUGGUUCUCCCAGUUGAAUCUCAUGAAACUGCUGUUCUCGCGGGAUUGUACCUCAAAAUCGCUAUCUUCGGAGCUCCUGGGUAUGCCUGCUUUGAGUCUGGAAAGCGAUUCUUCCAGGCGCAGGGUUUAUUCGGUGCUAGUUUGGUGGUCCUUUUAGUUUGCUCUACGCUUAACAUCUUUAUGGGCUGGCUGUUUGUCUGGAAGUUACAAUGGGGCUUCAUCGGUGCUCCAAUCUCGGUCGCCAUUGCUAAUAGUCUUCUUCCAGUCUUCCUAGCACUCUACGUCAUCUUCAUUAGAGGCUCAGAGUGCUGGCACCCUAUCUCUGUCGAAGUCUGGCGCGGCUGGGGUCCAAUGUUGAACCUCGCCAUCCCGAGUUGGUUGAUGAUCGAAGCCGAGGUUCUCGCUUGGGAGUUCAUGACUCUCAUCUCGUCUCACCUCGGAGAAACUGAGCUUGCUGCCCAAGCUGCUAUCUCUACUCUAUCCGACUUCGCAUUCCAAGUCUCCUUUUCCAUUGCCAUCGCUGGUGGAACGCACAUCGCGUAUCUUGUAGGAGCAGGCCUUAUCGACCGUGCAACAAGAGCAGCUACAGUUUUGGUCUUCACUGGUCUUGGUGCUGGCUUAAUGAAUAUGGUCAUUGUCCUUGCUCUCCGGGGUGUGAUCCCUGGCCUGUUCAGCGACAUUGGCGAAGUCUGGCAUUUGAUCUACUUUUUGCUUCCAUUGGGUGCCGUUCUUCAGAUUCCUGAUGCCGUGGCUACCUCACUCAAUAGCUUGCUGCGAGCUGUUGGGCGGCCUGAUUUGGGCAGCUACGUGCAGCUCUCAAUCUAUUACCUCGUGGGGUUGCCAUUGGGCAUCGUUUUCGCAUUUUGGUUGAACUGGAGCAUUUUUGGCCUCUGGUGUGGAAUCUUGAUUGGACAAUCUAUCAUUGUCGCGAUCGAGGGCUUUUACUUCUGGAAGAUGGCUGACUGGGCCAAGGCAUCGAGAGAAGCGGUGGAGCGUAUGGAAGAUGAAUAA
Messenger RNA from Penicillium nucicola, 1440 nucleotides. RefSeq names its product MATE family efflux transporter. Lineage: Eukaryota; Fungi; Ascomycota; Eurotiomycetes; Eurotiales; Aspergillaceae. Gene Ontology annotation, cellular component: membrane. Gene Ontology annotation, molecular function: xenobiotic transmembrane transporter activity; antiporter activity. The coding region runs from base 1 to 1440 and encodes 479 amino acids. The transcript is spliced from 2 exons. The record is from RefSeq and is a predicted model, not a curated record. Gene Ontology annotation, biological process: xenobiotic detoxification by transmembrane export across the plasma membrane.